UCAGUGAAGGCUGCAGCCGCACGCUGCUGCACUUGAUCACACAGGACACGUUUGGAUUUUUGUUUUUACCCUUGAAGGAGGCUUCGGAUUAUUCCUGUGUUUUAUUUUGUUUUCCUUUAGAAGCAGCAGAGAUGCCACCUGUGUAACUUUGAAAAGAAAAAAAACAAACACUACCGUGCUUGAAAGCUGUUCAUGUUACUGAGGGAAUAAACGUCAAGUGGAUUUUACACACCGGGCUCCGGACGCAGAGACUGGAGAUUGUUUUUCUUUUACGCUCACUUUCAAACAUUCAUUUGUUUUCUCACACUUCCUCGGACAGCUCACGAUGCGACUUUUCCUGGCGCGCGUGCGACCCGUCGGGAAACACCGGCGCUGGUAAAAAUGUUACAAGGUCGUUAAAUUUAUUGGAACGUGACCACCGGAGAUGAACUUUCUCCGUAAUGAUUGCGGGAGCUCUGGUGAAUGAUUGACAGCAGAGGCUCGGUCUGGCGCUCUGUGGACCUUUACGGACAAACAUAAACUGGAUUCACCGCCAGGAGUUUCAUUUAUAUAGUUGUAAUCAAGAGGAAGAGAGAAGCAGAAUGAAACUCUGGUCCUGAUCCAUCCAGCAGAAGAAAAAAAAGUUGUCUGGGAUGAACUGAAGCUGCUUCACCCUCUAUUUUGAUUUUUUUUCUUGUUUUAAUACUCUAAAUUAAUAAUUCUAAAACAUGUUCUGUAUGGCAUCUAAUGUGCGGCACGCGCCGUGCAGACCGGUGUUCCCGCGGCUCCUCGUGCUGCUGCUGCUGUUCGUGUGUCCUGGUCUCACGUUCGGAGCCUCCAAGGAUCUGGUGUGUGAGCCCAUAACCGUGCCCAUGUGCAGGGGCAUCGGCUACAACCUGACCUACAUGCCCAACCUGUUCAACCACGACACCCAGGAGGAGGUGGGGCUGGAGGUGCAUCAGUUCUGGCCCCUGGUCCGGAUCCGCUGCUCUCCGGACCUGCUCUUCUUCCUGUGCAGCAUGUACACUCCCAUCUGCCUGCCGGACUACCGCAAGCCGCUGCCGCCCUGCCGGUCCGUGUGUGAACGGGCCAAGCGCGGCUGCUCCCCUCUGAUGAGCCAGUACGGCUUUGAGUGGCCCGAGAGGAUGAGCUGUGAACAGCUGCCCCAGCUGGGCGACGAGACCCUGUGCAUGGACCAGAACAGCAGCGAGGCCACCACCCUGGCUCCACCGUUCCCCAAGCCCACCCCGAAAGGCCGGACCAGACCCCCCAGCCCUCCUCAGUGCGACAGAGAGUGCCGCUGUCGAGACCCCCUGGUCCCCAUCAAGAGGGAGUCCCAUAUUCUGUAUGGCCAGGUCCAGACCGGCCCCCUCCCCAACUGCGCCCAGCCCUGCCACCAGCCCUACUUUUCGGCUGACGAACGCGCCUUCACCACCUUCUGGGUGGGACUCUGGUCGGUGCUGUGCUUCAUCUCCACCUUGACCACCGUCGCCACCUUCCUCAUUGACAUGGAACGCUUCAAGUACCCGGAGAGGCCCAUCAUCUUCCUGGCUGCUUGCUACCUCUUCGUGUCCUUGGGUUACAUCAUCCGCCUGGUGGCGGGUCACGAGCGAGUGGCGUGCGGCGCCGGCGGCAGUGUUGGCAACGACCAGCUGCACAUCCUCUACGACACCACCGGCCCCGCUCUCUGCACCCUCGUCUUCCUGCUGGUGUAUUUCUUUGGCAUGGCCAGCUCCAUCUGGUGGGUGGUGCUGUCCUUCACCUGGUUCCUGGCCGCGGGGAUGAAGUGGGGCAGCGAGGCCAUCGCAGGCUACUCCCAGUACUUCCACCUCGCCGCCUGGCUCAUCCCCAGCAUCAAGACCAUCGCGGUCCUGGCCCUCAGCUCGGUGGACGGGGACCCUGUGGCUGGAAUCUGCUACGUGGGGAACCAGAGUCUGGAGAACCUGAGGGGAUUCGUGCUCGCACCUCUCGUGGUGUACCUCUUCACCGGCUCACUUUUCUUACUCGCUGGCUUUGUCUCGCUCUUCCGCAUCCGGAGCAUCAUCAAGCAAGGCGGCACCAAGACGGACAAACUGGAGCGGCUGAUGAUCCGCAUUGGGCUCUUCACGGUGCUGUACACCGUCCCCGCCACCAUUGUGGUGGCCUGCCUGGUCUACGAGCAGCACUACCGGCCCGGCUGGGAGCGAGCCCUUGCGUGCUCCUGCCCGUCGGAGCGCCAGCGCUCGGGCGUGGGCCCGGACUACGCCGUCUUCAUGCUCAAGUACCUAAUGUGCUUGGUGGUGGGCAUCACCUCGGGGGUCUGGAUUUGGUCAGGAAAAACCCUGGAGUCCUGGAGGAGGUUUGUGGCUCAAUGUUGCCCCUGCUGGCCGCAGAAAGCCACCGCUCCACCCUCCAUGUACAGUGAGGCCAGCACCGCUUUAACCGGACAUACUGGGACCGGGCUGACAUCGGGGAUGUACCAUAAAGCUGCUCCAUCGCACAUAUGAACUGACUGGUGCGGUAAGAGUUACCUGAACUCAAGUAUCCAAACAUGGAGAAAGAAUUUCAGCUCUCACAAAAAAACGGACGAUUGUGACUGAAUUUAAAAAACACGAUGGAGCAGCGUAAAAAGAGAAACAUUUAUAUGAACAACCUGGAUAAUUUAAGAAAGACAGAAUAUUUAAAAAGAGUCUGACUUUUGAGAAAAGGGACUCCCAACAGUUGAAACUGCUUCUCUAAGCAGUCGAGCUGAUGCAGCUGACCAAACUUGACAUUUACUAAAAAGAAAAAGUAUAAUAAACAAUCGUCAAACCUAACAGAGUUACAUGGAUCCAUGAUGGAACCACACACGCUUCUUCCUAUCGGUUUAUCCUGAGCACUGAGAGACAAAAACAUAUUUAUUUAUGUACAUAUUGUAUAAAAUUGCUGUUAAAAGGUGUAUUAUGUGGUAUGUGUAGUUUGUAACUAAGUGCAGGACACCAGAGAAACCAAUCUGGUCCGAUUUGAAUUGUAUGAACUUGUACAUAAAUAUGCUGUUUCAUGUCAUGUUUGCGUGUGGUAUCUGGUGUGUUUUAUAACGUCAAACUGACACAGUGCUGAUACGCCGUCUUUGUUUCGUUGUUUUUUUUCAGACUAGGUAAUCAAAGUAAAAAGUAAUCCAGUCUUUGUAGUGGAUACCGUUGUGACCUCUAGGCUCCUGUGUUGGUUCGGUUCUGAACUAGUCGUGUUGGUGUUGUGUGGACCGACGGGCAGUGAUCAGGUUAAACUGCGGGAUGAAACUGAACUUGGCCUCUACCCCCAUCUGCUGGUUGAAGGUGGAGGUGCCCGCUUUAUGUUCUCCACAUCAGGGACUCCCCCUGACGGGUCAACAUUAGACAACAGACCCUCAGUCCCCAUAAGUCCCAUCCUCACUCAGACUUACAGAAAAAUAGCAGCUACAAUGAAAUCUUCUAUUGGAAUAGUAACUUUUUAUGAUUUGUGUUUUGACAAUGCUGCUGUGGACUCCCCGAUACCAACUGAAGGACCUCUAAAAUGUCCCAAGACCUCACUUUGUCAACCAUUACUGAUAUUUUUCUAGUGAUUUCAUGCCAUGGACAUGGACAGAUUUUGCAGUCACACUGAUGUUUUUAAAUAAUUAGUCGAUUAUAAGACAUCUCCUUGGUGACAGGCAUUUCCACAAGCAAGACGAAAAACAGACGUAUUAUUUGUACUCAUUUUGUCGCUACUGUACGUUCUUUUAUUGGAACAAUUUGACUUAAAUGUUUGCAACUUGAAACCAAGUAUUCCUCUUACUUGAUUAGUUGGAAACCGUGCACACAUUUUUAGUAAUUAAUUGAUGAAAAGUACUAAUUGAUAAUCAAUUAAAAUCUAAAGAGGAAGAAACGCAAAAUAUCUAACAUAUUUAAGUUCAAUAUUGUAGAGGUCAGUUUUUUUUUGCUGGGGGUAAUGGGCUUCCAUAGGUCUGGGGUCUAUUUGAGAAAAAAUAUCGGUUUUCAAAGUGGACCUUAAACAUUUGUCAUUAUUUUUGAUAACUUAGCAUCAACAAGCACUUUUGGAAGAUGCUUUUCUUUUCUUUUUAAAUCGCAAUUGACUGCAUUAACACUAUUUACUACUAUCUAUUAUGUAAAUCUGUCCAGAGGUGUGUAUGUAUCAACAUUCUGCAGAGCCAAAUUUAAAGCAGGGGUCUGUGGUCGAAUGUGGACGACCUGUUUUCAGGAGCACUGACAACAUAAAGUGAAGGAACCUCCGUCUCCUCUCAGAGGGCACAUCUUGUGUUUCUUUUCGGAGUUCAAAAGUACAAACUAACGAACUAUAAAAAAAGAAAGCUUUGUGCAAAAAGUCCCCACAUCAGAAGACAGUAUUUAAACGUCUGACACGUGGUGCAAAUUAAGCGUUUGUUGUUUUCUGCGAGUGUCGGUGAUGUUUUCAUUCAAUGCUGUUGGCCAGUUGUGUUGUUAAACUGCUGCGUGUCCACGUGCUAGAUGAUAUCUCUAAUUUAUUAGGCUGAUUUGUGCGAGUGAACGUGAUUGUACGAGUGAUGAUGAAUGCCGGCAAGUGUUGGUAAAAACUGACAUUUAGCUUUUCUUUUUCUUUUUUGUCGACGUGUAAAUCUGCUCUCUUAUUGAAAGAGUUCCUGAAAGGAUAUGAAAAAAAUAUUGUAGAUUAUGAUUCAUAUUGUGGAAUUAAAACUGAGUUGAUCUCGA
Anarrhichthys ocellatus (wolf-eel) is the source of this 4661-nucleotide messenger RNA. It is a transcript of the gene fzd5, whose product is annotated as frizzled class receptor 5. Bases 708 to 2465 code for a protein of 585 amino acids. Lineage: Eukaryota; Metazoa; Chordata; Actinopteri; Perciformes; Anarhichadidae. Gene Ontology annotation, molecular function: Wnt receptor activity; Wnt-protein binding. Gene Ontology annotation, biological process: non-canonical Wnt signaling pathway; canonical Wnt signaling pathway. Gene Ontology annotation, cellular component: plasma membrane. The record is from RefSeq and is a predicted model, not a curated record. The transcript has a single exon.